UCCUCUCUCUGCCUCCAAUCCCGUUCCCAAUCUCUCUUCAUCUUUGCACAAUCUGCCAAAUGUGCGGCUCUGCUCUUCUUUCCCUAUCUCCAUCUCUGUGCCCCCCACUCAUAGAUUCCCAUCAUAUUUUCCUAUAAAACAACACAAUGACAGACAGCAAACCAAACCAAGACAGACUGAGAGUGAGAGGUUCACAAUCAAACCCAGCAACUCUUGCAUUCCAUAAAUUGCCUCUCAUGCCAUAAUCUUUUCCCAGAACUACUGUAAGGAAAAGAGCGUCUUCUCUUUCUUUUUUGUUUGUUUUAGUUCUCUCUUUCUAUUGCUUCAAUGGCGGAGACGAAGAGGUACAUUUCAAAACAAGAGCUUGAGAAGCACAAGGUACCUGGAGAUCUGUGGAUCUCUAUGCAGGGAAAGAUCUACAAUGUCUCAGAUUGGACUAAGGAUCAUCCUGGUGGUGAGGCGCCAUUGUUGAGUCUGGCUGGUCAAGACGUCACUGACGCGUUCAUCGCGUAUCAUCCAGGCACUGCCUGGAAAUAUCUCGACAAGUUCUUUACUGGGUAUUAUCUGCAAGACUACUCUGUCUCCGAGGCGUCAAAGGAUUACCGGAGACUUGUUGCUGAGUUUUCGAAAAUGGGUUUCUUUGAAAAGAAGGGGAACGUUACUUUAUUUACCAUUUUCUUGGUCGCAUUGCUGUUUACAGCGAGUGUUUAUGGCGUUUUGUGCUCUGAGAGCACCUGGGUUCAUCUAAUCUGUGGUGGGUUAAUGGGGUUUUCUUGGAUACAGAGUGGGUGGAUUGGGCAUGACUCUGGGCACUAUCAGGUCAUGAGCAGUCGUGGAAUGACCCGAGUUGCACAGGUUCUCUCUGGGAAUUGUCUUGCAGGGAUCAGUAUUGCGUGGUGGAAGUGGAACCACAAUGCUCAUCACAUCGCCUGUAAUAGUCUCGAUUUCGAUCCAGAUCUGCAGCACAUUCCCUUUUUGGCGGUAUCUCCCAAAAUUUUCAGUUCUUUCACAUCCUAUUUUUAUGACAGAAAGAUAAAUUUUGACUCUUUUGCUAGAUUCUUGGUUAGUUACCAGCAUUGGACAUUUUAUCCUGUCAUGUGUCUUGCCAGGCUUAAUCUGUUUGCCCAAUCUUUCGCUCUGUUGUUGUCUAAGAGAAGAGUUUCGAAUAGGGGUCAAGAGAUUUUGGGGAUCCUUAUGUUUUGGAUUUGGUAUCCGUUGCUUGUUUCCUGCUUACCCAACUGGGGAGAGAGAGUAAUGUUUGUUCUUUCCAGUUUUACAGUUACUGGAAUUCAACAUGUUCAGUUCUGUUUGAAUCAUUUUUCGUCUAAUGUUUAUAUUGGUGCUCCUACUGGGAACAAUUGGUGUGAGAAGCAGACUCAGGGAACACUUAACAUCUCUUGCUCUCCUUGGUUGGAUUGGUUCCAUGGUGGACUGCAGUUUCAGAUUGAGCACCAUUUGUUUCCUCGCUUGCCUCGAUGCCAUCUGAGGACAGUCUCACCAUUUGUCAAGGACUUGUGCAAGAAGCACAAUUUGCCUUACAAUUGUGCUUCAUUCUACAUGGCCAAUGUUAUGACGAUUGGUACUCUUCGCGCUGCAGCGUUGCAGGCCCAGGAUCUAUCCAAUCCAGUGCCGAAAAAUCUAGUGUGGGAUGCUGUCAACACUCAUGGAUGAGAUAAACCUAGAGUGAAGCUCUCUAUGCUGCGGUUAGCUGCACCAAUUUGACAUCCUGAUGCGGUAAGGGAUUGGUUUCGUUGCUGAGUAAUUUCAUAAAGUAUUAUAUUUUAAUAGCAUAAUUAUAUGUACUUUGAGUAUUAAGGAUGUUGAUGUUCAUCUAGUCAUUUGUUAUUUGCUUGGAAUGGUGAAACAGAUGGAUGGAUGUAAGAUUUGAUGAUUUGAUUUUUCAUGCAAUUCAAAAUUUGAACUUUCAAAAAUAAAACGAUCAAGAUCAAGUCCUGUUAG
Molecule: messenger RNA, 1959 nt
Organism: Tripterygium wilfordii
Lineage: Eukaryota; Viridiplantae; Streptophyta; Magnoliopsida; Celastrales; Celastraceae
Product: acyl-lipid (9-3)-desaturase-like
Exons: 1
Coding region: 328-1671 (447 amino acids)
Biological process (GO): lipid metabolic process
Cellular component (GO): membrane
Molecular function (GO): oxidoreductase activity, acting on paired donors, with oxidation of a pair of donors resulting in the reduction of molecular oxygen to two molecules of water
Source: RefSeq, a predicted model, not a curated record